Messenger RNA from Rosa chinensis, 1236 nucleotides. RefSeq names its product F-box/kelch-repeat protein At3g23880-like. The transcript has a single exon. The coding region runs from base 1 to 1236 and encodes 411 amino acids. NCBI's taxonomy places the organism in Eukaryota, Viridiplantae, Streptophyta, Magnoliopsida, Rosales, Rosaceae. Gene Ontology annotation, molecular function: protein binding. The record is from RefSeq and is a predicted model, not a curated record.
AUGGUGAAGGAGGAGCUGAACUUUGACCUCCCUGAAGAUAUAAUUCUGCAGAUUUUGUGUAGGUUGCCAGUCAAGUCUUUGAUUCAGUUCAGUUGUGUAUCGAAACGGUGGCAUAGCAUAAUAAUUUCUGACCCACAAUUUGGAAAAGCCCACCUCAAACUAGCAUCUGAGCAGAGAAGCAUCACUACGAGACUCAUUCUCUCCAUAUCCCCUUAUGUUCAACUACAAACCAGAGUUAAUCUACCCCUUCCAAUUCAAUCCUUGGAAGGUUUAUUUGGAGUUAAUUCUUCGGUCACAAAUCUCACCUUACCAUCCGAGGAGCAUUGCAGAAUUAAAAUACUGGCUUCGUGCAACGGCUUGGUAGUUCUAGGUAAUUUUUACAAAGAGUACUUGUCUAUUUGGAACCCAUCAAUUGGGUUCUUCCGCAAAAUUCCUGCUCCAGACUUGUCAUCAGUAACGAUAAAAUCUAGAACAAUUCAAGUAGAUAAAUAUGGUUUUGGCUAUGUCUCAUCCACUGAUGACUACAAACUUGUUUUAGUAGUCGACAUUGGUUCUGAUGACCCUGUUCCUGCACCGGAUGUUAAGAUCUUCAUAUUCUCAGUGAGAGCUAACUCUUGGAAAAUUAAUGAAGUUUCUCGCUGGCCAUUCCUCGAGUACAGACCGACUAGUGACUGUGGAACUCUUUCGAAUGAAGCGAUCCAUUGGGUUAACCGAUACUAUGACUAUGACUAUCUAGAAGACUCCAUUGAAGCAGUGUUUGAUGUCUGUGCUUUUGAUUUGGAAAAUGAGGAGUUCCGUAAAGUGCCUGUUCCUUGUUUUAACCAAGAUGAUGAUAGAGUUUUCGAUAGAAGAAUGCGGACUGUUGUUCAUUCAGGAGGAUGCCUUUGCGUUUUGGUUCAGACUAUGCAUAACAGGGGUGGGGACCGUGGGGAUAUUGAAUUGUGGAUGAUGAGAGAUUACGGGGUUUCCAAUUCAUGGGUGAAACUCUACAAAUUAAGCAAGUAUGAUUUACCGGUUCCGCAUACAAAAUCUUACGGUUGGCAAUCUUGGGAUCUAAGUUUGGUUACCGAAAGUGGUUCAAUUGUGAUCAAGUUUGACAACGAGUUGCUCAGGAUUGAAUGCCGUAAAGAAGAGAAGCCGGUUUGUGUCGGCCGAUAUAGGCCUGAGGAGGUGUCUGGGUGUUACUUUUUUAACGCGACUGGGUAUGAUGAAACUCUAAUUUCGGUACCAGAAUGA